Molecule: messenger RNA, 2253 nt
Organism: Penicillium waksmanii
Lineage: Eukaryota; Fungi; Ascomycota; Eurotiomycetes; Eurotiales; Aspergillaceae
Product: C2H2 finger domain transcription factor
Exons: 4
Coding region: 1-2253 (750 amino acids)
Biological process (GO): regulation of transcription by RNA polymerase II; DNA-templated transcription
Cellular component (GO): chromatin
Molecular function (GO): zinc ion binding; DNA-binding transcription factor activity, RNA polymerase II-specific; RNA polymerase II cis-regulatory region sequence-specific DNA binding
Source: RefSeq, a predicted model, not a curated record
AUGGAGGAUCCACGGCUGCGAACUCGGCGCCCAUUUAGCUGCACGGAACCAGGAUGUGAACGGUCGUUUCUCCGCCAGGAGCAUCUUCAACGGCACCGUCUCAAUCAUCAGCCAGCGGAGAUCUUCACCUGUGAUAUCUGUCCUAAAUCAUUUGUUCGGCAGGACCUCUAUCGCCGACAUAAGUCACGCCACGCAAAGGGCAUGUUCUUCAGGAAUACCGGAGGAGUCGUUAAUCAACCAUCCUCCUCCUCCACUUUACCUUCAUCAAAUGAGAAAACAGGCAUAUCAGAGCCGCUUCAGAAUUAUCAUAUACCUGCAGUUCAGAUACAGAACGCAGGGAGUUUAUCCGAAGAAGAGACACUUACUUCAGAAAAGAACGUGCUAUUCGGAACAAAAGACAGUAGCCUGGAUUCCUUCUGGGCAGAGUGCACUCAGGUUCCUAGUGCUCAAGACGGCUUAGAUUGGUUUUUUGAGCCUUUGCAGAAUAUUAGUGACUUGACUGGCCCUCCUCUGGCCCAAUUCGAAACCGACUUAUCUUCAGCACGCGAUGCAGACAAUCAAGUAGCGAGACAUGAUACAGAAGGAGGAGCACUUAAUCUUCCUAUGGAUGUCAACAACGAUCAAGAUAAGGACUGGAAGUUUGCACGAUCCAACAUUCUUGACUCUCUCAAUCAGCUCGAUAUCCGGGUCUUGACGUCGUCAUUUUUUGAGGUUGACAACCUCAAGAUGUUUUUCGACCUCUAUUUCAAAAACUACCAUCCGCAUUUUCCCAUCAUCCACCAAGCAACAUUCUCAGCAACUGCCUGUCAUCCGCUCCUUUUGAUUACAAUCCUGAACUUGGGUUCUGCGAUGUCGAUGGAUGAGACGCUUUUCCAUCUCGGACAGCAGGUGCAUCAUUCUCUGCGGCUGAUCAUUCUCAACAGCGGGAUAUUUGAGCCCCCGAUCCCUCUCUGGUGCCUCCAAGCUCUCCUCUUGGUGCAAGCUUUUGGGAAGAUGAUUUCUUCACGGAAAGAUUAUGAGAUGGCACAUAUAUUCCACGGAACAAUCCUCACUAUGAUGAAAAGAGGGAGCAUUUAUCUCAAAGCUUCCAGCUCGCAACCAGCAGAGCCUAAUGAGCUUCCCCAAACAAGCUGGCGCCGCUGGAUAAGCGAAGAAUCUUGGCGCCGGACCGCGUUUUUCGCGUUUGUCAUGGAUGCCCAGCAUGCCUGUGUAUUCGGACACUCCCCCGUGCUUUCGGUAAUUGAUAUGCGGAUCGCGCUUCCUUGUCUUGAGCCGAUAUGGGAGUGUCCCUCUGCAGAAACAUGGCAAACGCUGAAUCGAUCCGAAAUGACCGCAUCGCUCUUUUUGCCGACUCUCAAGUCCCUGCUCAGGGAGAAUGAGGUCCCGCCACACUGCAGUGAAUAUGCGAGGUUCGUGCUUCUACAUGGGCUGAUGAGUCUGCAGACCGAUCUCCAGGCCGGCUCACGUUUAACGCUUGGGAUUGAGAUGGGAAAAGUACACGCCUAUGCGACGACCCAUAAUCUUCACAACCCCGAAUGCCUGGGUGGUAUCAACAACAGCAGUUACAGCAUCCCCGUAUGGGCAAAUACUGUUGACGCAGCCCUGAACACAUGGUCCACAUCCCUCUUCUCCCUGCAGCCAUCGCUGUGCCUCGAAGCGGCCCGCCCCCUGCACCGCGUUGCACAAAUCACACUACAUGUCAGUGUGCUUGACAUCCACACUGUCGCCAUGGACCCGUAUUUGUUGUCCGGCCCUUCGCAUCUGAAUACUGAUUCCGGGACAUCCCUCACUAACACAAACACAACCAAGGCCCUGACACGCCUGCAACGCUGGGCUCAUACCGAAUCAUCACGCAGCGCUUGUCGAUAUGCGCUUCUCCUAGUGCAGGAAACGAUGUUCAGCGGGAAGCGCUACUUAGCCCGUGAGGAUAACGUCGCGCCGCGGCCGUGGUGCUUAUACAUUGCAGUAUUAACCCUCUGGGUCUACGGCCUUGUCACAGAGGGUCCUGCCUUGGACGGUGGAGUUACUGGGGCCGAGGAAUACAUGAUUCGAAUGACACGCGCGAUGCAGCAGGCUAAUCCGGCGAGCCCAGUCAUUGGCGGGACGAACCAGAUCGCUGGGUUGAUGAGGGCUGCAAGGGAUGCGUUGAUUGGGUGUCGGUGGGAGUUGUUGCAAGAAGCUCAUCUAGUGCUUCGGCGAUUGGGGGGUGAGACUUUGCUUGACACCGGCGGUGAUGGGAAGACCCUUAUUUAA